Messenger RNA from Vicia faba (fava bean), 399 nucleotides. The record is from the annotation of a GenBank genome assembly. Lineage: Eukaryota; Viridiplantae; Streptophyta; Magnoliopsida; Fabales; Fabaceae.
AUGGCACGCCAACCAGAAAAUCACCAAAGCUCUGAGCCUGGUUGGGUUGUUCAACAACAACUUAUACCACGAGACAAAAUGCGUAUCCACCAACGACAAAUAACAGCACCGCAUGCUAAAGGAACCCUUAGAAAGCAAAUCAUACCAGAGACGGGGAUUAGACUGAAUGAAGGUCCUCUGAACUAUGAACGGUUAUUUUCCUCCAUAUGUCCCACCGAAGGAACGAAAAAUGCGAAAGUGCAAUGUAGCGAGUGGCAAUGUCGCGUUAUUGAGUUUGUUCAUGAGUCACUCGGUGACUCAAUUUUCUUAUUUUUCAUUUCUGAAGAGUUUUAUUCUCUCAUAAUAAAACUCUUUCAUCUUCUUCUCACUCUCUCAUUUCUCAUUUUGAAGCGAGGUUGA